AUGUCCGACACCGACAGUUCGUCAUUCACAGAAAUCUCCGGCACCGACAUCGUCGAGCUGGAGAUAGGAGAGCGCUACUUCACCACUACCCACGACACGCUCGUAAAGGAAAGCACAUUCUUUGCAACCCUCCUCGCAGAUCCAGACAACGAACGCGAGAACGGAAAGUACUUCGUCGACGCCGACGCCGACCUAUUCAAGCUGAUCCUGCGAUUCCUGCGCCGGGGCACAUACCCGCUCUGUUACGACCAGCUGCGCGGACACGAUCACGCCACCUACCACGCCCUCUUGCAGGAGUCGAGAUUCUACGGAAUCGCCAAGUUGACUGAAUGGUUGGAGCAGAAGAGAUACUUCGAUGCGGUGCGAGUCGUCCACACUGCGCUUUGUGACCGCUUCUCGGCACAAUGCCGUGUAGAUGAGCUCCCAUCCGAUAUCGACGUACAGUAUGUCGUGCGGCCGGUGGCGAAGAGCGCAUGUGCUUGUCCUCGGGGAAUACUGGAGCAUCGUGGGCGCGGAGAUUGUGGGCGGAAAUGUUGGCGGAAGGCAUUUGACGAUGGGAAUGCGCAUGGCGCAACAGGGUUCGAUGUGGUGGAGGUUCGGAAGCGGGUUUAUCUUAAUGCUGCAUUCUGUGGUUCCAAUGCGUAG
Aspergillus mulundensis is the source of this 645-nucleotide messenger RNA. RefSeq lists its product as uncharacterized. NCBI's taxonomy places the organism in Eukaryota, Fungi, Ascomycota, Eurotiomycetes, Eurotiales, Aspergillaceae. The record is from RefSeq and is a predicted model, not a curated record. The coding region runs from base 1 to 645 and encodes 214 amino acids. Gene Ontology annotation, biological process: protein homooligomerization. Gene Ontology annotation, molecular function: protein binding. The transcript has a single exon.